Cooperia oncophora is the source of this 600-nucleotide messenger RNA. The record is from the annotation of a GenBank genome assembly. Lineage: Eukaryota; Metazoa; Nematoda; Chromadorea; Rhabditida; Trichostrongylidae.
UUGUACCAAAUAAGUGUUCAUCUAUUACAGAUAGGACUGAACGAGAAGUUGGAGCAGACAUGGGGACGAUUGUGCCGAGCUCUGAGUGAAAACGAAGCUAAACUGAAUGUCACCGAAGCAUUUAACACCACUAUUAUUGAGGUGAAUCAUCGCAUAGAGGAACUUGGUCUCAAGGUGAACGAUGUUCGUGAUUCACAAUUGAGUCCGGAAAGGAUCUGCUCAGUCGAACGACGACGUCUCAACAACGACAUACAAGAACUGCGACAUAUUGCUGACAUGCUGAUAGCCCAAGUGAACGCAAAUCACAACGUCACGCCAGAAGCUCGGCAAACAGCGAUUGCAUCAAUUCGAAGAAAAGUGGAUGGUGUCGAUUCAGCUCAUCGCCGAAUGGAGAGCAUGUUCAUGGAGGCGGCUAGCUCAAGUCGCAGUCAAUCCACACAUCGUCUUUCAAUAGAUCAACAAUCGCCUUCAGAGGACUUGUCACGUCCUUAUUACCACAUUGCCGGCAUGGCUCGACGACCAUCGGGUCAAAGUCUGCCACCCGGUACUGCUCAACCCAUAGGUAGUAUACGUCUGAGUGAUACUGAGAGUUACUUAUAA